AUGUCUUCUACACUCGACUACUGGCCUCCUAUUCAGGAGGCUAUCGCCACUAACAACGAUCCCUCGCAACCCAACUCUACAGCCAAGGUUCAGUGCCCGAUUUGCAUGGACGAGAUUGCAGUCACGUCGUUUCCUCCUGUCGCACCCCGAGAAGGCGACAAUCCCGGCAUUGAUCCCACUCAAGGUGAGAUCCUCCUCUGCGGGCAUGUCCUCUGUCAGGCAUGCCGCACUCACCACAACGCGCACAACUGCCCCAUGUGUCGGGCUGACCUAGGAUGCACUGACUGCGGGAAGUCAUCUAAAGUGGCGACCAUCCCCAAAGAGGGUCCCCCUUCCACUAUCCCUGAUAUUGCGAAGGGAGACGACGGCGCACGAUGCGCUGAUUGCAAUGCCAAGCGCUGGUUCAACGAGCUCAUCGAGCAAGGUGAGUGGCCCAACAACUUAGCUGACCUGGAGCCUGGUUUUGUCCCUCUUUUCUACCAUGUGGUAGACAAGCUUGAGGCUGAGAAGACGUCUGUCACCAAGGAUACAAUUACCGGGACAUUCUCCAACAUCGUCAGGGCAGAGUUCACCAGCAUGAUUGGCAAGCGGGCAGAGGCUAUUUACAACCGCUCUGUCACUACAGGUAACCGUUGGUUCCAGAAUACGCCUGCUCGUAUGAUGAAGAACAGAACCGCAGUACCCGAGGCAGGAGACGAAGCCUUGCGAAGACGGAUGGCACACCGGCAGCAACUUUUCCAGUCCUUGACGGAUAGUUACGACGAAGAACUCCAAGCCAAGUACGUCGGACCCAUUACACUUGAAGAGGCUGAAAUAGAAUCGCAUAGUCACCUUAUGAUAUCCACCUUGGAGCGGGAAGGCCGUCGAUCACCGAGCGUGAUCCAAGACAUAUUGCGAAGAAGACGUUCGGAAAACGGCCCUGCAGAGAUACCGGCAAGAGCUCCUGCUCCUUUGUCUGAAAGAGAUCGUGAUGCCGCAGGGAGACAGCAGAUGGCUCAUGAUUUUGCACAAAUGAUACGAAUGCAGCUUUCGGGGCCCGGUUUCAAUCCUGGCCCUCCUCGUUUUGCCAUGAAUGGUAUGCCUCCGAAUGGUGCUCCUCAGGCUGACAUGCAGCAGGAUGAUUCUGCGGACAUAGCUGAUAUGCCUCUGGAUAAUGCUAUGGACACGGGGGAAAAUGAGUUGCCUGGGCUCAUUGACCGAAUUAACCUGGAGGAUGGAAGUAUUGUUGAGUAUCACUCGGAUGGAGAUGGAGGUAUUGUUGAGUAUCACUUUCACUUUAUGGACCUCCUUAACAGAGACUCUGAGGCAGAGUACGAGGGAAGAGACUAG
Fusarium coffeatum is the source of this 1329-nucleotide messenger RNA. RefSeq lists its product as uncharacterized. Lineage: Eukaryota; Fungi; Ascomycota; Sordariomycetes; Hypocreales; Nectriaceae. The transcript has a single exon. The record is from RefSeq and is a predicted model, not a curated record. Gene Ontology annotation, molecular function: metal ion binding. Bases 1 to 1329 code for a protein of 442 amino acids.